UGCGCCCGCGCCCGGCCCCUGCCGCGCGCCCAUGUCGUCCGCGCCGCUGCGCUCGCCCGCCCCGCGCGCCCUCAGAAUGAAGAAGGACGAGUCGUUCCUGGGCAAGCUGGGCGGCACGCUGGCCAGGAAGAAGAAGGCCAAGGAGGUGAGUGACCUUCAGGAAGAAGGCAAGAAGGCCAUCAACUCGCCGAUGUCCCCUGCCUCGGGGGAUAUUCACCCCGAUGACACCCUGCUAGAGGAGAACGAGGAGCGGACAAUGAUAGAUCCCACCUCCAAGGAGGACCCCAGGUUCAAGGAACUGGUCAAGGUUCUGGUCGACUGGAUCAACGAUGUCCUGGUGGAGGAGAGGAUCAUCGUGAAGCAGCUGGAGGAGGACCUGUACGAUGGCCAGGUGCUGCAGAAGCUCCUGGAAAAACAGGCAGACUGCAAGCUGAACGUGGCCGAGGUGACACAGUCUGAGAUAGGGCAGAAGCAGAAGCUGCAGACGGUUCUGGAAGCCGUGCACGAGCUGCUGCGGCCCCAUGGCUGGGUGCUCAGGUGGAGUGUUGACUCGAUUCACGGGAAGAACCUGGUGGCCAUCCUCCACCUCCUCGUGGCCCUGGCCAUGCACUUCCGGGCCCCCAUCCGGCUCCCCGAGCACGUCUCUGUGCAAGUGGUGGUUGUGCGGAAGCGGGAAGGCCUGCUGCACUCCAGCCACCUUACGGAGGAGCUAACCACGACCACUGAGAUGAUGAUGGGCCGGUUCGAGCGUGACGCCUUCGACACCCUGUUUGACCACGCCCCGGAUAAGCUCAGCUUGGUGAAAAAGUCCCUCAUCACAUUUGUGAACAAGCACCUAAACAAACUGAAUUUGGAAGUGACGGAACUAGAAAGCCAGUUCGCAGAUGGAGUGUACCUGGUUCUGCUCAUGGGCCUCCUGGAGGGCUACUUCGUACCUCUCCACAGCUUCUUCCUGACUCCGGACAGCUUUGACCACAAGGUGCAUAACGUGUCGUUCGCCUUCGAGCUGAUGACCGACAGCGGGCUCAAGAAACCCAAGGCUCGUCCCGAAGAUAUAGUGAAUCUGGAUCUCAAAUCCACCCUGAGGGUCCUGUACAACCUGUUCACCAAGUACAAGAACAUCGAGUGACGGGGACUACAGCAGUGACGGCGGCGGGGACGGUUUCUGGAAAGAAAUGCAGCUUGGGUGUCCCACGCCUUCCCAGGGAGGUGCUUUCGGCUUCUAGCCCAAGCUGCACGAUUAUUCUCUGCCCCUGCCCUCUGUCUGGUUCUUAUUCCUAACCUCCUUUCCCUAUAAUCCCUCAGUGGGCAGAUUCUUUGACAGUGCCCAGCUUUGAAAAUCGGUGCCUUUGUGUUUGCAGUAUCACUUCACCUCAUCUUCCUGGAUGCUGAGUCAGUUGUGAUCUGCUUUGAUCAAAAGAUGAAAAAAUAAAGAAAAUAGUCCCAACCCCAACCCCCUGGGCCAACGGGAGGGAGUCCACCUAAAAUCCGUGUGAUGGAGCGAUUAGCGAUUGCAGGUGUUCAGAAACAUGCUGUGGGCUUUGCAGGAGCUCUCAGCUCAGAGAGGGUUCAGGUUUGACUGCCCUGGGGUUGGAAUAUCCCUGGUAGCUGGGCUUUUUAGUAACGUGGGUUCUGCAGUUUUGCAGUCUUCGCUGUAAAGGCCCAGAAGCCUCUUGACCACUCAGUGUUGAUUUGAUGUAGCUUUUGCACAAACAUCCAAGGCUUAGGGUGACCCCACAGCCAAGGUUUUGUGCUGCCGAGGGGGUUGGGGCAGCAGCUGGCUAUUGAUGUGGCUCAAGGCUGCUCAGUGGGCACCUCCCAUCCCAAAGCCCUGUGUGGGAGUGGACGAACUUUUCAAAAGUGGAGGCUGUGAAGUACUCGUCUCACCUCUCCCAGAACUGCAGCUUGCCCAGCCCUGGUGGAUCCUCCCUUCAGGCAUCCUGUAAAACGAAAUGCCAACCCCUCAUCAUAUGCCCUUUAGCCCCUUUCCCCCCUCAGCUCUGCAGGGAAAUGGGGAAAGCAUUGGCUGUACUUUCUGGGCUGGCUCCAGUGGCCGGGUGGGUCCCCCACUGAGGCACGUCCCCACACCUCCCCUCCUCCUGCAAAGUGACUGUCUUCCUUGAGUUCUCACCAGCAUUCACCGCAGUGAGACAGGCCUUUAUCAUCUCUUUGAUUUUUGCCUUCUGCUGCGGAUCAGAGCUGUGGAGUGCAUUGCCGAUAUUAAAGUGAAUGCCAACGCUGAAGUUUUAAAAAACAGUUUAAUAUUCUGUCUCAGCUCCACUGCUGCCAGGCUGGGGACAGGUUCAGAAUAGCCAUUCUGAUGGAGGUGGUUUCCCAAGCAGGGGAAAGAAAUAAUUAAAAUGGCAUUACGGUGUCUCCUGUGGGAUGUGGUGACAUUUAAGAGCCGCACCAACAAAAUACCCACACUGGAACAGUCUGUGCAGCCCUCGUUACACGCCUAGGAGCGCAGUAGCUUGGCCCAGGGGCCCUCCCUGCCAGGUUCACACGGGAGCUCGGGGCUGGGCCGGGCCCUGCUGCCUGUGGGGUUUGGAAAGAGCUCGGCCACGGGGUUUCCAGGCCAGGUGGGCAGUGUCUGCCCGGACCGUGCCCUCGGCAGCCUGCAGUCCAGACGGCUCCCCUCUGGCUAAACGCGCCCGAGUCUAGGCCCACUUCAAGCCCUUCUGUGUUUCAAGUGAAAGAAUAAAAGAAAUGUUAAGAUAUGUGGGAAACCUACAAACAGGCACUUGGGGCUCCAUCCUGGUGACUAUUUAAGGCCGUGGUUCUAGGAAAGGAUGUGAUUUUCUAUUCAAGUUAUUAUUUUUUUCCAAAUUAGCAAAAAGAUGUAGGUGUAUACACCUGUGAGGCCCCCUUGGGCUUUAUGCCUCUCAUUUCCACCCCUUCUGUGUCCAGAUCUAAUCAGAAUUCACAGCCGGACUUGCCUGGAUGGGUGCACCCAGGGGCCAGCUCUGCAGCAGGGCCAAGUGGGGGCUCUCUCCCCUUUGUCAGCAGCACCCCUGUGGCUUUCGGGAGAAUAGUGCUGGGUGCUAAUUUCAAGGGGUGGCGUGCCUUCUGCCUUACGCUGGAGCAUCUUGGGGUAACUGGCAGUGGACACUCACCUUUGACACUCACCAAGUGCUCCUUGGAAUGCAAACAUUUGUCUCUUAUUUCCUAAUUCAGGAAGUUGCUUUUCUCUGAACAGGGACCUUUGCCCACAGGAAUGAGAUGAAACCUAGACCAUUUGCUUCCGGCAGGGGCAGAAACCUCGACCGCCGGGGCCAAGGAAGUCCGGAGGCCUGAGGCCCCCUCUGAGAGGGCCCUGAAGUAUUUAAUUUUGUCCUUUUCGGGGUGAAUGAUUGCACCCCACCUCUGGUGUCUGGAGCUGUCUGGCAGCUCCAGUUCCCCUUUAACGACCUUAGAGUGUGAUGCAAGCACCGAGCCCAGAGCUGGCUGUGCCCUGGCGUCCUAAUUGAAGGUGACAGAGAGAGAUUUCCCCCUUUGCAUGCCAAUGUUUUAUUGUCUUUUAAUUUUUUAAAGCCAUGUUUAUUUUGGAUUUCUGGAUGCUAACUACAAGCCACUGAAACCCUGGCUGGGCUGAUUGUCCUCUGGCCUGCCUGUUUGUGCUGCAUCAUGAUCGGAAUGUUUCCUAAGCCGGCCACAUCUCAGAGCCACGUGUGAUGACAAGCGUGUCACAAUGCACUGCUGUUUAUUCCAAUAAAGACCCUGUGGCUGCCGUACCGUUUGA
Molecule: messenger RNA, 3742 nt
Organism: Choloepus didactylus (southern two-toed sloth)
Lineage: Eukaryota; Metazoa; Chordata; Mammalia; Pilosa; Megalonychidae
Gene: PARVB
Product: parvin beta
Exons: 13
Coding region: 32-1129 (365 amino acids)
Biological process (GO): lamellipodium assembly; establishment or maintenance of cell polarity; substrate adhesion-dependent cell spreading
Cellular component (GO): focal adhesion; lamellipodium; actin cytoskeleton
Molecular function (GO): actin binding
Source: RefSeq, a predicted model, not a curated record